UCCAAUAUGAAAAAAGAAAACAAAUUUUGUUGUUUUUAAAAAGAUAAUUUUAAAAAAAUGAUUAAAAAAAAGAUUACAAAGUUGUGUUACUACCACAUAUUAUCGUUGUUGUGGCUAGCAUCAUUUUUGUUGAUUCAAUUCAAUUCAAUUCAAUUCAAUUCAAUUGCUACAUCAUUGGCUGAUUGCAUAUGUGCGUAUGAAUGUGUGGUGUGUAACCAAAAUUCAAUAUGAUCAAAUUUCUCAAAUGAUUUACUUCAUUAUUAUGAUUCCAUAAUGAGACAAUAUGGCUUUUAAACCACAAGAAUCUACAACAGCAUCAUCAUUAACAUUGACAAAUAAUCAACAAUCACCAGGAUCAAUGGUGUCUAUAACAAUCGAUGAUAAUAAUAAUUCUGAUCAAUCGAAAAAAUUUAAAUUUUUUCCAUACAUUUUUUCUUGUUGUGGUUUUCAACAAUUCAUCAAUAGUAAACGUAUAAAUUCGAUUGAUAUUCUAUAUGCAAUUGGAUCACUUUUGGCUGUAUUAGGUUGUGUUUGGCAAUUAAUUGAUGUUAGUCGAAUAUAUUUUGCUUAUGAUACAAAUGUCAACGUUAUGUUUGAACGUGAAACUGCUGUUGAAAUUCCUGGUGUUACAAUCUGUAUGGAUCUAUUCAAAGUGGCUAAUGAAGAAUAUCUUGAAGAACAUUAUUCAAAACAAUUGAAACAAUUUGUUGAAUAUGAAGAAAAAGAAGAUAAAUAUGGAGCAUAUGAAAAAUUAUUUAAAAAUCUAACACUUUAUGAAAUAUUGAAUAAUGCUACACAUUCCAGUGAAACAAUAUUCAAUGAAUGUAGAGUUAUUAAACCGAUUGCAUUUGAAGAUCAUGAAAAAGAUGAUUAUAUUAAUUGUACAUUAAUAUCAUCUAUACAUGAAUCCAUAAAUGAUGCACGUAAAUGUUUUUCCAUUGGAUUACAAUUGAAAAAUGAAUCAGAUGAUUUGUUUCAUAUUGAUCAUGAUAUAACAAUACGUGAUAAUGGAUUUCCAUUAUAUGAAAUUGGUUUAUUCAACAAAUACAUUGAUUCACCAAUGAUUUUUAUGCAUUCACGUAUGAUACCGUUUCUUGGUUUUAUUGGUGGCCAAACCAAUGGUUUCAGGGUGAACAAUACAAGAUCAUCGUUUCAAUUGUUUAAUUAUGUAAAAACAAUAAAUGAUUUAUUGGAACCACCAUUCAAAUCAAAUUGUCGUCAUUAUGAAGAAAUUGGCUAUAAAUCAUUGAUGCAUUGUAUGAAUCAUUGCAAGUCAGAUUUUUUUAUUCAUAAUUAUGGUGGCCAACAUGGUGAUGUUCCAACGGACAACAGCUAUAAUUUACAUUUGUAUUUUGCACCAUCCAACUAUAAAGAAGAUAAAAAUUUAGAUAAAAUUAUGUCCAAAAAAUGUCUGGCAACAUGUAGUAAACGACAAGAAUGUCAUAGUGAAUUUUAUACAAUAUCAAUGAUGGAUGAUAUUGAAAGAAAACCAUUACAAAAUCUUUAUGAAUUUGAUGUUUAUUUUUCAACCACUGCAAAUACACAUUAUAAACAUCAACCACGUAUGGAAUUUGUGGAAUUCAUCUGUUUCUAUGCAUCCACCAUAAGUCUUUGGUUUGGAUUCUCGAUUGUUGCCUUUUCAAGAAGUGUCGUACAUCUUAUACAUCAAAAUUCAUUGGCCAAAGCUAAACGAAAUAGUUCCAUUUCGGGUAUUGAUCAGAAAAAUCCAAAUGAUAAUUCUAAACUUGAAAUUAUGUAA
Molecule: messenger RNA, 1759 nt
Organism: Dermatophagoides farinae (American house dust mite)
Lineage: Eukaryota; Metazoa; Arthropoda; Arachnida; Sarcoptiformes; Pyroglyphidae
Biological process (GO): sodium ion transmembrane transport
Cellular component (GO): plasma membrane
Molecular function (GO): ligand-gated sodium channel activity
Source: RefSeq, a predicted model, not a curated record